This is a messenger RNA of Xenopus laevis (African clawed frog), 1271 nucleotides long. RefSeq names its product provisional ortholog of ring finger protein 170 S homeolog. Bases 97 to 939 code for a protein of 280 amino acids. The transcript is spliced from 6 exons. Lineage: Eukaryota; Metazoa; Chordata; Amphibia; Anura; Pipidae. Gene Ontology annotation, molecular function: ubiquitin protein ligase activity. The record is from RefSeq and is a predicted model, not a curated record.
UUUAAAAUGAAUUCUAUGCAAAUGUAGAUCUUUUCUUAAACUGCUUUUCAUAGUUUAGCUUUAUUAGGAAAACCUUGACAUGGGCUUAUCAGAUUAAUGUUUAACAGAGACAGACAGCUCUCUAGUGUGUGGAAUGAGGCCACAUUACAACAGUUUGCUGUCAGCUGGCCUAUGUGCAGGACGUGCAGACUGCUUUCUUGUUUGACAUAUGCUCAAGGCACUAUGCUCAGUCAUACAUUUUGCAGCCCGGCAGAAACAAGGUUUUCUUGUGGUUACAAGCUUGAUAUGAACUCACCAAAACCAGAAAAGGAAAAACUGUCUCUAAAAAAGAAGAACAAAGACAGCUACAAAUCCCGGCAAUCUCAUUUCCACAAUGAUCUCAACUGCCCAGUUUGCCUGCAGACAGCUACUAUACCAGUAGAGACCAACUGUGGCCACUUAUUUUGUGGUUCCUGUCUGAUGACCUACUGGAAGCAUGACCCCUGGUUAGGAGCAAUGAGUUGUCCUCUUUGCAGACAAAAGGUUGUUAUUCUUUACAAUGAUUUCUGUGAAAAUCAGCCAGACAAGCUGAGCAGAGACAUUGUACAUGACAUCAGGCAUUACAACAAUCGCUUCUCAGGGAAACAAAGACCUUUCACAGAUUACCUCUAUGAUAUGCCAUCACUGCUGCAUCUGGGUUUGAGAAGAAUCUUCACUAUGGGCGGACUUGUGUGGGUCUUUUGCCUUAGGAUUUUAGUGUGCUUGUUUGGAGCAAUUGUGUGCUUGUCUUCUCCGUUUGAUGUAAUCUCAGAUCCCAUGUGUGGAAUCCUCAGUAUUAUUGACGACCUAGUUGUAGUCUUCCUUCUUUUAAUUUGCAUUAUAAACAUUUUCCAGCAGCUUGGCCAGGACGGCAGGAGCAUAGGCCAUUCUACAGAAGACAGCAACAUGUCAGAAUAUUGACCGGCACAAUCUGGCAAUUUGCUUUAUUCAACUUUUCUACAAAUGCUAUUACAUAUCUUCAUGUUAAACAUUAUCUACAUUUAAGACUGAACAGUGACCUAAGUGAUCAGUUUGCGUGGUGAUGACACACCUACACCAAAUAUUCCAUAGAUGGGACAAAUGUUACAAAAGCAUCCAUUUUAUACUGUGUUGCUGAGUAAUUGCAGACAUGGGAGGUGGCAUAUCCAUUACUGCAGAUGCAGGAAUAUUACAUAGCAAAUUAGGUUGAAAAAAGACACACAUCCAUCAAGUUCAACCUUUUAAGUCUAUAUAUAACCUGCCUAACUGCUAGC